GCCGCCUCACGGGCACCAUGUUCGGGCUGUACAGCAAGAUGCAGGCCCGCAAGGCAGCGGCCGCCGAAAAUCACCCGUCCGAACUCGAGCUCACGGGCCACGACCGCUUUUGCCAAAUGAAAGCGUCUGCCAACCACGUUCCGAGGAAACGAAAAAAGCCUCUCAAUUGUCGACGCACGCAGUCUGCGGCCGAGUUCGACGGCCGCUCCCUUCGAACGGCUGUGGCCAUCGUGGCCUCCAGUGGGGCCUCCAGCCCCACCAAUUCCCCCAGACAUAGUGCCAGCAUACAAUUUGAUCCCGAACACCGUCACAGAAGUUCUUUGAGAGCCUCCAGCAUGGAGGAAAUGUGCGAACACUCACCUUUGCGAGGGGCCGAGGCGAUCGAAAGGCCGCGGGUGCCGGCUUUGGCUCGUCUUUUGGGCUGUGUGACCAUCAAUAGCAGCGGUGGCAGUUCGAGGGAAAGUUUGACCAAUUCUCCUCCUCUGGAAAUCAGACAUGGAAAUGGACGGUACGAAUAUUCAGCGUUGGAAGACGAUGGCCACCAGCAGGAGCGACUGGAAAUGGAGAACAAGGCCCAAAGGUCGGCCACCAGAGACAAGGCCAAUUUCAAGUGUCAACAGUAUCUGUACAACUCCAACAGAUACAUUUUCAAGCAGCAGCUCAGUGACAUUGGAUCUCGUCUGGAAAAGCACUGGUUCGUCGUGAAAGACACAUCAAUCAAAACGGAGCGGCUACUGAGCCUGCUGCAGGUCAGAGGCUCGAACAGCCCCCUGAGUUGCACCCAAGCAAGCAGGGAGACCCUGCAGGACUUGUUUGUCUCCCUCCAGCACCCGUACAUUUACCCCAUCCUGGACGUGGAUUUUGUUGAGCUCAGUGGCAAAAACCAAGUGGUAACUGUGUUGCCGCUGAAUCAAAAAGGCAGCCUCAAGGACUUCAUUUACAAAAGCAGCUGGCAAGAGGACUGGGGUUUGAAAUAUGCCCAGAGAAGCAGCGGCAUGUCUGCGUCCCAAGUGCAGCGCAUUGGCAGGCAGAUUUUGGAGGCGCUCAUUUUCUUGAAAGAACGAGGAUUUCCGUCGUACGGCCACUUGCACUCUGGCAACAUAAUUUUGCAAAACGGUGCUGCCAGGUUAACUGGUCUUGAAAACACGCUGCUCGGCCUCUCAUCCAGGGUGCACCCUGUCAUUUGGGGACGAGCCAGGUCUGAUCCGUCCGCAUUGGACUCAAUUUGCUUUGGCCACGUCCUCUUUGAAAUGUGUGCGGGGUACGAGCUUUGCACCCCGCAGCCCACACCAGGUCACUUGGCCGACAUUCAAGACAACCCCCAGGCAUUGGGCGUGCUCGAGUACAUUUUCAACCACCCCAGUGGCAGAAUUCCCUCCGUCAAAGAAAUAUCGGUGUGUGAUUAUUUCAGAAAUAUUGAUCUGCGCGAGAUGAGGGCAAUGCCUUUACCUCAAACCUUUCAGCCACGAUUGACAGAGUCCGUAGUAGAGUUGCUCACAGCUGUCAGAUUGCACCAAAACGGAAGCAAAAGAAGUUCAAGGCCGCAAUCGGUGUCGACCUACGAGUCGGUGGUCCCUGGCGGCUCCCCAGGUCACAGUCGCAGGAGCAGUGUUUCAUCCUCUUCCAGUAGUACUAGCAGUCCCACAUCAUCCGACCCCUCUGCGGCAGCGAGUCCUGCCGCCGUUCGCGAAGCAACCGAGCUCGAAGGUGCUGUUGGGGGUGCGUCGGUGCCCGCCCAAGGUGCCCCCGAAAGCGCCCCCGAGGAGGGUGUUGGUCUGCGCGGCGGCCGAUCGCCCCUCUAUGCAUCCGCUUCAUCGCUUUACGCAACACCACACGCAUCAAUGAGCCUGCUGCUGCUGUCCGCCUGCAGCCUGGACACAAGCUCCGUCCUCUCGCCGGACACCGAGGACAACGCACCACCCACGCCCGUCCAUGAUGAUCCGAACGCCGACGACUUCUCGGUUCCAAAGGAGCACCGAGGGCUGAGUCUGCAUCUGCACCAGCACGCGCAUGUCCUGGCAAACCGGCCGCCCAACGUCAGCACCCCGAAUGGAAAAACGACCGCCACCUCCUGUCUCACCCGCCGCUUGGCCUCGCAUUAACAUGUAGAAAAAAUACACUCUUGGUUUUCUCGACGAAAAAAAACACACCGUCCCAACGGAUAAGAAAAACAUACACGCAUCUUUACAUUUAUAUAAAUAUACGUCCCGCUGCACUUGCGGAAAUCCGUUCCAUCCCGAGCACGUUUUGUUCCUCGGCGCUUUUUGUACGAUAAUCUACCCCUCGCGGAUCUACACCAUGGUGUGAAGAAAAUAGUAAAAUAGAGAGUUAGGAUUAGGAAAUAUAUUUCUAAAAUUGGUAAACAUCUCUGCUUUGUUAUUAUACAUCUGAACUGAACAUUUCUGUCUUUCAAUUGAACGAAAAUUACGAAUUUUUGUAUAAUAGCGCAAUGGAAAUUAUUAAAGAAUUUAAAUCACAUAUCUUUAGUUAUUUUUAUUUAAUUUUUAUGCUUACUUUCCUUUUUUCCAAAUUUAGAUUUGAGCAAUGCAAAAUAAAUUUUUGAAAGGAAAAAAUUAAUUCAGAUUAUUGAAAAUAAAAUUUAUUAAUUUUUAAAUUUAUGAAUAUUUUUACUACUCUUUCAUUAAAUGUAAUGAAAAUUAUUACAAAAUAAAAUUUAGCUUUUAUUAUUUUAAUCGCUCUUUAAAACCAGAUUUUCUUUUUAAUUUUCUUUAUUUUAUAUAAUUGAAGUAGAUAGAGGCAGAAUAAACCUUCCAUGAAAUAUAAUCAAACCUGAAAGUUUUAUACUUUUCAAUCAAAUUAAACAAAGAUUUUUAUACACUGUAUCCACUUCUGUAGCAAAGUCGAUAGUUGUUAGAUUUCCUCUUAAAACUGCAACACAAUCAAUUGACUUUUGACUGACACUUUGCAUUGUUAUAGGACGUAAACUGUGUUAGACUAAUUAGUAACUUUCUUCGCUUUAAGUGGUAUAAAAUUAGAAAAUUUGUUGUAUCUGCAUAAUCCGCGAAACUGAUUGCCUGGGAGAGUUGGAGGAAAAAGUUACGACAAAAAUUCCGUGCAAAGCUUGAUGGCUGGGAUUUAAAAGUAAUUAAGCCGCAGGUCGGAUUAUAUUGAACGGCAAGAAGAGGAAAUCUCCUGAGCUCUCUGUGCGUUGGCAAAAUUUAACGCGCGUUCGGCUUGACGUGCGGCGAUAUUAUAUUAAAACGAGCCGCACGACAGGAUUAGAAGACACAUUUUGUUGUGACACCACCACCAACGGAUUUGCCAGCAAAACUCUGUCGCCCGAUAUUGCGCUUGGCAGCUAGGCCGACGAAUUUCCUCGCACUCCUUUUGGUCCCUCCGGUUUUGCAUACAAACACGCUUCUUUGCCUACAUUCCGUUUUGGGAAACAACAGAAAUAAGUUUUCCUGCGUUUAAAAGUGUCUCUUUGCAUGCAAAUGCCAGCGCGCCGAAAGAAAAACUUUUCGAACAUUUUUCCUUCAUCGGUCGCGUUUUAUUUUCUCCGGGGCUGCGAUAUUGUUUGAGAAUUCACAUGCAAAUCGACUUGUUGUUGGAUAACUUCUAAACGAGCUGAAUCCUUUAGCGAUUGACCUAAUUUUGAUAGCGUUCAUAAAAUUGUAAUUGAAUUCCCUUUUCUCAAACCGAAACCAAACAGUUAAUUUUUUAUUAAAAUUUUUAAAAUGCAGAAAAACUUUCCAAAUUUCUACAAUAAAUAAAAAAAAGAAAUUCAUAUUGUAAGUUAGCCCUUUCAUGAAAAAUUUGAUUCACAAAAAGGAAAAAAACUACAUAGUAUUAAAAUGAAAUAAAAAUAGAGAAGUCAAUUCAUCUCAGAACAAGCUUAUUUACUUUUAUUAGUAAUAUAAAUAAAAUACACCUGCUCUUGCUUUAUGAAAAUUAAACUUUAGAUUUCAAUGAGUAUCCUCAGCUCUAAGCAAAAUUGGAAAGGGAUUCUUAAACUGUUUUCGCCGAUAUUAUAAUUCUGUAUCAUCUGGGUUGUAAAUAAUACACAAUUGAUGGUGACCUGAAUACAAGUAAAAAUUGGAUUUUAUGCUAAAAAUCAGAUUUUAUGCUAAAAAUCAAUACAAUUUAUGAAAAUAAUAUAAAUAAUAUAAACUAUAAUGAAAUGUAAAUCAAAUACCGAAUUCUUGUCCUGCAUAUGAAUAAUGAGCUACAAGUAACAAUCUUUUUGUGAAGCAUUUUUUCCUUAAAUUCAAAAUAUCAAACUCUUAUACAAUUUAAAAUUUAAAUACCUAAGAAUAAUCUGUAAAAAUUUAUGUUUUUCUGAAUAAUAUCCUCAAAUACAAAUUGAAAUCAACGCUGCUGUCUUUCUGAAACUCUUAAUGUGUGCAAUAUUCACUAAAUUUUCCGAAAACAAGUGAAAAAUACUUAUUUAGAAGUUAAUAAAUAGUGAAUAAUAAUCCUGUCAGUCUUUCAUGUAAACAAUUUUAUGGAAAUUGCAAACUUCCAGAACAAUCGUGUUGUGAGUGGGUAUGUGUUUCACAAUUCCAUUCAAUUUGCAGUCAAAUGCGAAACCAUUCAAGUUUCUCCGAAUACGUUACGAAGUUUCAAUUCUGCUCGCAGAAUAAAUUGAAACGUACGAAAGCGAUACCAAGUCCUCUUCUAAUUAGAAGGGUCUAAGUAAGAAAAGUGUGGUGCAAAUUUGUGCGCUCUGGUGAUCGAUGAAAAAUUUGAUUAAACGGCUGCCUGUUCUCUCAUUAGAGCUGCAGGCGCCCCUUUUUAAAAGAAUACAAAGGAAAUAAGAACGAAAAAGAAAGACGGAGAAUACUCGUUUGCAUGUCAUUUCUUUUGUCGGCCGCUUUCUCGGCCAUUGUGCCUUCUCUCGUUUUCUUUUCAUUCCACUUCGAUCGCAGUUUUUCUCCCUUUGUGAAAAGGUGCGUUACGAGAGCUCGGCGUUUUUUAAUGUAAAAAAGUUAAAACGAGUUCCAUGUUUUCGCGCAGGAAAUGUUUAUAAAAAAUAUUUUUAUCAGUGCAGAGUCGGAUCGAUCUGGGAAAUGUAAACUCGGGCAAGUACUUAUGUUUGUAUAAUAUUUUCCACCGCGUUUUCCCAUGUUAUACUUCUAUAUCUGAAUGAAAACGAGCUUUUAGCCAUGGGAUAAAAAAAUACAAAAAAAGCCAACUCUCGCAAUCACCACAGAAAAAUUCUUUUUUCAGCAGAAACCGCGUCGUGAGUACGCUCUUGAGCAUGCAUAUCACGCGCACACGUGCAAUCAAUAUUGUAUAUAUAAAAUACACCCACACUCUCGGGUGCCUCUCGAAGAAAUCACAAACUGCUGCAACAGCUACAUUAUAUACAAAGUCUUUAUUUGCGCUCUCGUGCGCAAAUAAAAGGAAAUUGAAAUGUGAAGCAAACAACAAUGGCAGCAUUUCGAAAUUUUUUAGUCAUUUCUCUGUAAUAUUAAUUCCUUUGCUGCUUUUUAAAAUGAAAUAUGAAUUCCUUCUGAUUAAAUCCAGCGUGAAUGAAAUUAAGUAGAUUUGUAUUUACAAGAAGAAUGCUUUUGUGAAAUUUAUUCAAAAAUUUAUGUU
Neocloeon triangulifer is the source of this 5562-nucleotide messenger RNA. It is a transcript of the gene Slob, whose product is annotated as slowpoke-binding protein. The record is from RefSeq and is a predicted model, not a curated record. The coding region runs from base 18 to 2102 and encodes 694 amino acids. Lineage: Eukaryota; Metazoa; Arthropoda; Insecta; Ephemeroptera; Baetidae. The transcript has 11 exons.